AUGGGAGGCCCGAUCGCUGAGCCCCUCCAGGUCGCUGAAAGUGCCGUAGUCAAAGAGCUGCAAGACGAUGACAUUGAUGGCCAAGUCCGUGAGAUUGAUCCAAAGGAGGAGCGAGCAUUUAGCAACGCUUAUGUUUCAGGGAUGCAAGAGGAUCUCAAACUCUAUGGCAAUGAGUUGAACUACUUCACAACAUUUUUUAACAUCGGAUACAUGAUAAUGCUGUGGCCUUCCUGCAUUAUCGUAUCGCACAUAGGGCCUUCGAAGUGGCUUCCAACCUGUGAGGGCGUUUGCACCAUUGCCGUUGCGUUGGCCGCCUUCUUCCUCUUGCCGGGCUAUCCUGAGCGUCCAAAUCCUCUUUCCCGAUUUUACCUGAAGCCGCGCCACAUAGAGAUUGCUUUGGCCCGCGCACGCCGAGUCAGCCGCAAGCCGCAGAUUGGGAUCACCUUACAGGACUUCUUUCGUUGCUUCACAUUCUGGCAGCUCUGGGCGUUUGGGAUCGCUUGGCCACUCGCAGGCAACACGGUGCCAUCCAACUUCUUCAACCUCUGGUUGAAAUCAUUGAAAAACCCAGACGGCACAAAAACCUAUUCCGUUGCCAUGCUCAAUUACAUUCCUAUUGCUGGUCAAGCCGUGCAGCUCGUGGCUGAAGUCCUUUUCAGCGGUGCCAGCGACUACUUUCGCAAAAGACUGCCAUUCUUGCUCCUCCAUUCUGCGAUCAACAUCACUUCCCUCGUCAUACUUAUCAUUAGUCCAGAGAGUCGAGCAACUCAUUUUGCUGGAUAUUUCCUCAAUUAUGUUGGAGCUGUGUCCAUGAUCAUUCUCAUGGCGUGGGCUACCGAGAACUUGCAGCACGAGCCACAAGUUCGCACUAUGCUCUUUGCUUCAGGUACGGUAUUGGCAUAUGUCAUGAGUGCCUUCAUCCCCAUCGCUGCCUUCCCAGCAGUUGAAGCUCCAAAUUGGAGAAUCGGGUCCAAACUCUAUCUUGGCUUUUCGAUCGCGGCUACAGUAAUUUUCUUCGCGAUUUAUUACGGUCUCCGCUGGGAAGCUAGGAGGAUGGCAAAGAGUGAGACUGAUGACGAAGUGGCCGGCGCGUCCGACAACAAUAAUGAGGUGACGCGAAUUGGAAAUGGGGAGAAGGCUUUCGGAUAA
Messenger RNA from Diaporthe amygdali, 1149 nucleotides. Its product is annotated as major facilitator superfamily transporter. NCBI's taxonomy places the organism in Eukaryota, Fungi, Ascomycota, Sordariomycetes, Diaporthales, Diaporthaceae. Bases 1 to 1149 code for a protein of 382 amino acids. Gene Ontology annotation, molecular function: transmembrane transporter activity. The transcript has 6 exons. Gene Ontology annotation, cellular component: membrane. The record is from RefSeq and is a predicted model, not a curated record.